AUGCCGCACUCCCACGGAUAUAGAGCGCGCACGCGUCACAUGUUUGCCCGUGGCUUCCGCCAACACGGAGGAACGAUACACCUUUCGACAUACAUGAUCCCAUACAAAGUGGGUGACUAUGUUGACAUCAAGGCCAAUGGUGCCGUCCACAAGGGAAUGCCACACAAGUUUUAUCAUGGCAAGACGGGUGUUGUCUUCAACGUAACCAAAUCUGCUCUUGGCGUCAUUGUCAACAAGCGUGUAGGUUCUCGCCUGCUCGAAAAGCGUAUUUCUGUCCGCAUCGAGCACGUAAAGCCCUCCAAGUGCAGGGAUGAUUUCAUUGCCCGCAUGAAAAGUGCCACUGCUGCGCACGUGAAUGGCGAAAAAACGGUUUGUAAGCGAAUGCCAAAAUCUCAACGCCCAGCAUGUGUUGUGGAUUUGAAAAACAAUGAGCCGCAGCUGCUGCGCCCAAUUCCAUAUGAAUGUAAGAUUUGA
Molecule: messenger RNA, 474 nt
Organism: Mitosporidium daphniae
Lineage: Eukaryota; Fungi; Microsporidia
Exons: 1
Coding region: 1-474 (157 amino acids)
Biological process (GO): translation
Cellular component (GO): cytosolic large ribosomal subunit; ribosome
Molecular function (GO): structural constituent of ribosome
Source: RefSeq, a predicted model, not a curated record